Molecule: messenger RNA, 1032 nt
Organism: Malassezia restricta
Lineage: Eukaryota; Fungi; Basidiomycota; Malasseziomycetes; Malasseziales; Malasseziaceae
Product: DUF803 domain membrane protein
Exons: 1
Coding region: 1-1032 (343 amino acids)
Biological process (GO): magnesium ion transport
Cellular component (GO): membrane
Molecular function (GO): magnesium ion transmembrane transporter activity
Source: RefSeq, a predicted model, not a curated record
AUGACGUGGCGGAUGCAGGACAAAUGGAUUGGGUUGAUGCUCGCGAUCAGCUCGAGUGUGGCGAUUGGCACGAGCUUUAUUAUCACGAAGAAGGGGCUGAUGAGUGCGGCGGCGCAUAGCGAGGGGCUGGCGUCGGAGCGCCUGAGCUAUCUGGGCAAUCCGGUGUGGUGGGCCGGCAUGCUGACGAUGGUCGUGGGCGAGGUGGCGAAUUUCGUGGCGUACAUGUUUGCGCCGCCGAUUCUCGUGACGCCGCUGGGUGCGCUGAGUGUGCUGGUGGGCGCUGUGCUGGCGUCGUUCCUGCUGCACGAGCGUCUCGGGCGGCUGGGCAUCCUGGGCUGUGCGCUGUGUCUCGUGGGCACGGUGGUGAUUGUCGUGAAUGCGCCGGAGGACCGGGAUAUUCAGACGGUGGACGAGCUCCUGCAGUACGCGAUGCGCGCGCCCUUUCUGAUCUACUGCCUGUGCACGGCGUGCUUCUCGCUCUACAUGGUGUGGCGUGUCGUGCCGCGCUACGGCCACCGGACGCCGCUCGUGUACCUCUCGAUCUGCUCGCUCGUCGGCUCGAUCUCGGUCAUGAGCGUCAAGGCGCUGGGCGUGGCGCUGCGCCUCACCUUUGACGGGCACAACCAGCUCACGCACGUGUCGACGUACUGCUUCGGCCUCAUGGUCGUGCUGUGCAUUCUCGUCCAGAUGAACUACUUCAACCGCGCGCUCGAUCAGUUCUCGACGAACGUCGUCAAUCCGAUCUACUAUGUCAUGUUCACCACAUCCACCAUCCUGGCGUCGGUGCUGCUGUUCCAGGGCUUUGACACGACGAACGCCGCCGCCGUGUCCCUGCUCGGCGGCUUUCUCGUCACGUUCCUGGGCGUCUACCUGCUCAAUGCCAACGCGCAGGCUCCCGCGUCGUCCGCGGACUAUGAGCGCAUCUACCCCGACCGCGACGCUGCUGCGUCGUUCGUGAUCGACGAGCCGACGCAGAGCUUCCCGCUCACCCCCUUCCACGACCAGCCCGCCGAGCCCGCUCGCUCUCCGUAG